Molecule: messenger RNA, 955 nt
Organism: Nicotiana tabacum (common tobacco)
Lineage: Eukaryota; Viridiplantae; Streptophyta; Magnoliopsida; Solanales; Solanaceae
Source: RefSeq, a predicted model, not a curated record
CAUAAAGAUAGUGCUUAGUUUUUCUAGUAUUGUGGAUAUAAUAUUGUUGCACACUAGCAGUUCCAACCAAAGAUAAGCUUACUAGCUGCUAUCCAAUAUGGCAUCAGCUGCGCUUAUUCUGUCGCUUCUCAUUGCCGUGCAACUGCCAUAUUUGAGAAGCUUGUCUUUACAAAGCAGUAGCUAUAGCCCACUUGAAAAUCAAGAAAAAGACAAUAUUGGGCAGUUAGAGGAAUGGAUAUCUUUGAAUGUGAAGCACUACAACAGAAAGAGAGCAGCAAGUUUGAAAUGGAUGCAAGAAUCAGUCAGAAACAGGAAACAACAAGUUCCAUCGUCUAGUAGCCUGGAUCCAAGGCUUAGAAAUGCGGAGUUGAACAAAAUUUUAAUCAGUGUGAAUCAAGAAGGAAUUGGCAAUUUCAAGACCAUUAAAGAAGCUCUUGCUAGCAUUCCUGUUUAUAACAAGCGUCGUGUCAUAUUGGAUAUCAAACCUGGAGUUUAUAGGGAAAAGAUUAACAUUCCAAGAAGUUUGCCAUUCGUGACAUUUCGGGGGGAUAGCAGCGAUCCGCCGAGGAUCACAGGCAACGAUACAGCUGCGGCCGCUGGAACCGACGGCAGGCCUUUGAAGACAUUCCAAAGUGCUACUGUUUCUGUGGAUGCUGAUUAUUUUGUGGCCAUUAACGUCAUUUUUGAGAAUACAGCAGCACAUGUGGUAGGGUCGGUGGGAGAACAAGCAGUGGCACUGAGAAUAUCGGGGAACAAGGCUGCAUUUUACGACUGCAGUUUCUACGGAAGUCAAGACACCCUUUACGAUCACAAGGGACUUCACUAUUUCAAUAAUUGCUUCGUUCAAGGCUCUGUUGAUUUCAUCUUCGGCUAUGGCAGAUCCCUCUAUGAGGUCAGUUCAUCUUUCCUCAAUUCUCAUAUUUUAUUACCCCACCGUACAUCCUCUACUUAUUGA